Messenger RNA from Linum trigynum, 1404 nucleotides. The record is from the annotation of a GenBank genome assembly. NCBI's taxonomy places the organism in Eukaryota, Viridiplantae, Streptophyta, Magnoliopsida, Malpighiales, Linaceae.
AUGGAGGGCAGCAGCGGUACUAAAUGGGUGGGGUGUAUGAGAGAGGUGAAGACGGUGAGCUUGGUAGCAGCUCCAAUGGUGGCUGUCAUGGUGUUGCAGUUCCUGGUGCAGUUUGUUGCAACCAUGAUGGUUGGCCAUCUCGACCAGCUCUCCCUCUCCGCCGCGUCAAUCGGCUCAGCUUUCUCCCUUGUUACUGGCUUCACCUUGGUUGUUGGGAUGGCUGGUGGGCUAGAGACACUAUGUGGACAAGCUUACGGUGCAGAGCAAUACCACAAGAUAGGAACUUACACUUACUGUGCCAUGGUAUCCAUGACACUGGCCUGCAUCCCGGUCUCCAUCUUAUGGCUAUUCACAGACAAGCUACUCAUCCUUGCAGGCCAAGACCCUUCAAUCUCGAUCCUGGCUCGUGAGUACUCCAUCUACCUCAUCCCGGGUCUCUUUGCUACUGCUAUGCUUCAGUCCAUGACGCGGUACUUCCAAACCCAGAGCUUGAUCCUUCCCAUGCUCUUUGCUUCACUUGCAACAAUGUUCCUCCAUGUUCCUCUCUCUUGGUUUCUCGUCUUCAAAACGGAGUUGAGAUCCAUUGGUGCUGCAUUGGCUGUUAGUAUUUCGACUUGGGCUAACGCGAUCUUGCUCGGUAUUUACAUGGUUUUCUCGUCCAAAUGUGCAAAGACUCUGCCUAAGUUCAAGUUCAGAGAGGUGUUGACAGGCACUGGAGAGUUCAUGAGGUUUGCUGUUCCUUCUGCCAUGAUGACUUGCCUUGAAUGGUGGUCAUAUGAUGUGCUUAUACUGCUCGCUGGACUCUUGCCAAACCCAAAGGUGGAAACUUCAGUAAUCUCUAUUUGCUUCUCAAUCACUUACUUGCACUACUACAUUCCUUACGGGUUUGGAGCCACCGUAAGUACAAGGGUGUCAAACGAGCUGGGUGCAGGGCAUCCAAAGGCAGCCAAGAUGGCUGUUCAGGCUGUGAUGAUUCUCGCAGGAAUGGAACUGGCCAUUGUCAUCCUGCCUCUCUUCUUAUGCAGACACAUUUUGGGGUUUGCUUUCAGCAAUGACAAGGAAAUCGUUGAUUACGUCACAGACAUGGCUCCUUUCAUGUGCCUCUCAGCCAUCAUGGACACCUUACAAGCUGUGCUUUCAGGUGUUGUGAGGGGAAGUGGGAAGCAGAACAUGGGUGCCUUUGUGAAUCUCGGUGCUUAUUAUUUUGUUGGGACACCAUUAGCUGCUGUACUGGCUUUUGUUGCGCAUUUGGGAGGGAAAGGAUUGAUAAUCGGAUUAACGGUUGGAUCAACACUACAAGCAGCCAUGUUUGGUGUCAGGAUGAUUCUUAUAGACUGGGAAGAACAGGCAUUCAAAGCAAGAGAGAGGAUCUUUCAUGGAGUAGAGCUGCAAGAGGGUCCUUGA